Messenger RNA from Penicillium pulvis, 1304 nucleotides. Its product is annotated as Zn(II)2Cys6 transcription factor rglT. Gene Ontology annotation, molecular function: sequence-specific DNA binding; zinc ion binding; DNA-binding transcription factor activity, RNA polymerase II-specific. The record is from RefSeq and is a predicted model, not a curated record. Gene Ontology annotation, biological process: positive regulation of transcription by RNA polymerase II. Gene Ontology annotation, cellular component: nucleus. The transcript has 2 exons. Lineage: Eukaryota; Fungi; Ascomycota; Eurotiomycetes; Eurotiales; Aspergillaceae. The coding region runs from base 27 to 1304 and encodes 425 amino acids.
CUGGCACGUCAAGUCGAACCGCAGUCAUGGCAGACGUAAGAGCAUCUGCUCCUAAUGGCGAUUCAGCGAUAAGUGCCGAACCAAAACGACAUACGGCAUGUGAUGAGUGCAGAACACGAAAGUUGAAGUGCUCCGGUGAUCUGACUGGCUGCACCCGCUGCUUGAAACAGACUAUUCGGUGUCAUUACUCUAUACAGAAGCCUAUGGGACGCCCACCAAAGAGGAAAGCUCGCGCAGACGACGAAGCACCCGAUUUCUCCACCCAAUCCAAUAAUAGCUUGUGGCCCAGUCCAGUCAAUACACCAUCAAACUCCUUUUUAAUAGCUCCGGAUCCCAUUGCUGCAACCGAUGCGAUGCAUCUGUGCCCCCAACUCUUCUGGCAACCACAUAGCCUCUCGCCUUUAUCACAGCCCGCGCCGCCCGAUCUACUGGCAGGAAAUGAAAAUCACAUUCAUAGUCUUCAGGCAGACCGGAUGAAGAAUCCCAAUUUUCCCAUUCCCACAUCUACAAGUCCUUGGCCAGACUUUUCUACAGUGUCUCAGUCAUCAGCCAUGCCCUUUACAGUCCCAACAAGCUUCUCCGAUAUACCUUCUCUCCCACUCACCCCGGAAUCGCUAUGUUCCGACUCCACCUCGCGUCAAUGUACAUGUCUAUCCUAUCUCUACCUCUGUCUCAGCCAUAUAUCCUCCAUUGCGUCUUUCCCAGUCAGCAAUCAUACCCUCUGCUCUCUCUAUAUCGCAGCCCGAACGGUGCGGGACGUCAUUCGCUGCGAAGCCUGUCCCAAAAGUUUCUCGACAGGCGUCCAGAACGUCAUGUUUACUGGUACGCUCUUGACGGUCGUCGCAGAUGCCUGGCUGCGAGUGUACAAUAGCGACCCUGUCGAACUAGGCAUGCAGUCCGCCCCACCAGAAUAUGUCUCCCACGUGCUGCAAAGCGAAGAUCCAGCACAGCUGUGGAGUAGCUGGCUACGGCAGAUAGUGCGUCGGGCUGUCAUUGGUGGCCCCUAUGACCCGAAUGUUGAGAGCCGGUGCUCUGGCCAACCGCCGCUACUCGGUCUUAUCAAUGAGGUUGAGAACCGGCAACGCCGCUGGCAUGAGCCUGGUAAACAUCCACUCUCUCAACAACAUAACCUUUUUCAGUCUGUAAAUGGUGCUAUGUGUGAUGAACAGCCAACUGAUGAAAAAGAGCUACUUUGCAUGCGGGUUGUUGGUAGUGCGCGUGCGGUCAUUUCGAAAUUCAACUUCGAACCACAUGAAUUUCCUCAAGGCUUGGUCCCAGAGGGAUUUAAGCAAGACGGUGGAUAG